AAAAUGGCACAAAAGAACUUUUAUCUGAGAGCAGCUUACCUUUAAUUUUGCCUCCUCUAAAUGAUUUUACUCCUAACCCUCGCAUGAUUUUAGGAGCCGAUGGCGAAAAAAUGUCAAAAUCACGAGGCAACGUUAUUAAUCCUAAUGAGUUAGUAGAAAAAUACGGAGCCGACGCUCUACGGCUGGCCGAAGUAUUUUUAGGGCCGCCUGAACAAACCACUAAUUUUAAUAUUAAAAGCGUUUACCAAAAAAUGAAAGCAAAAGUUAAUAAUUAUUAUCAUAAAACUAAACUUAAUUUAGUAGUUUCUUCCCUGAUGACUUUUAUUAAUGAUUGUUAUAAAGCCGAAGUUAUUCCGUUAACUUAUGGGUUGUCUUUCCUUAGACUACUAAAUCCUUUGGCUCCUCAUAUUACCGAAGAAAUAUGA
Molecule: messenger RNA, 425 nt
Organism: Racocetra persica
Lineage: Eukaryota; Fungi; Glomeromycota; Glomeromycetes; Diversisporales; Gigasporaceae
Source: the annotation of a GenBank genome assembly